AUGCGCCUCACCAUCCCUCUCUUCACCCUGGCUGUCUGCGCCAGCGCUGCCGCCGUAUCCAACCCAGAGGUGGUUGCCGAGCGCGCUUCAAUUGCUGAGCGCGACCCCGUAGCCUUCUGGGACAUCGAUUUCGUCCGCGAAUACUUUGACGGCGGCUUCACCGAGACCGUUGGCUCCAAAUUCAUUUCCGACAAGUAUCCCAACGGCCUCAAGUCCCGUUGCAAAACGACAUACCAUGAUGGCCAAGGAGUAUUCGACUCCAACUGCGAUCCUAGCUAUUUCCACUACCAUUUUGACCUGGCCGCUUCGACCAUUUCUGUUCAGCAGCGCGUUGCGCAGCCCUACCAAUUGAUUAUCAAGGGUGAAUCCAAAUUUUCGCCUAGACACAAGGAAAACACCCUAGUUGGCAGUGUUCAUAUUCUCGUCUCGGCCCAGAUUCCUGCUCCUUACAAGCCCCCUAAAUAAGAAAGUGGUAGCAGGAUCUCUGGAUGUGAG
Molecule: messenger RNA, 495 nt
Organism: Bipolaris sorokiniana ND90Pr
Lineage: Eukaryota; Fungi; Ascomycota; Dothideomycetes; Pleosporales; Pleosporaceae
Exons: 2
Coding region: 1-465 (154 amino acids)
Source: RefSeq, a predicted model, not a curated record